AUGCCGCGUCACGUUCCGUCUUUUCCGGUCCCGGCGCCCGCCAGCGUCCCGAGGGCGUUCGACCUGACCUCCUACAUGGGGCAGUUCCACGACCAGCUCGCGUCUCGCACCGAGCGGUGCGAGGCGCUCGAGCGCGAGCUCGAUUCGACGAAGAAGGAGCGGGACGAGUGCGUCGCGGCGCUGAGGGCGACCGCGAUGUCGCUCGCGACGGCGCAGUCCGAUCUCGCAUCGGAGCGCGCCGCGAACGAGGAGCUUCGGCGCCAGAUGUCGGAGAUGCUCCGCGAUCACCAGGAGUGGAAGGGCGCCAUGGCACGGAACGACGCCGAGCUGGCCGAGAUGCGGGCGACGACCGCGCGCGAGAAGGAGGUGGAGAUCCAGCGCGAGUGCAAGCGCAUCGUGGACGACCUCAAGCGCGAGCUGAGGGACACAAAGAAACGCGCGGCCACGGAGAAGGCGAAGAUGGCGGCCGAGCUGAAGCAGGCGACGGCGAUGCGAGACGCGCACGCCGCGCAGACGGAGUUGCUCCUCGUGGAACGCAACAAGCUCGGCGACGAGCUCAUGCGCGUGAGGACCAAGGCGAAGCUCGCGGGUAAGGCGAAGGCGGCCAACCCCGGGCUCACCCCUUCCCCCGCGCCGGGUGCCGCGUACAGGAGCGCGCUGAAGCAGCGGGAGCGCGCGGACGAGGCCAAGCCACAGCUGGCGGACGACCGCGACGACACAGCUGUCGUGCUCUCCCCGUUUACCCCAAACCCGGCGUCUGCGUCUCCGGGGGGCGCCGCCGGCACAGCCGUGCGAAGAAAAUCGCGCCUCACCCACGGCCCGCCCGAUCACCCCACCGCCACGCCCACCCCACAAACCCCUCCGACGAACCCCUCCGACGUCGACUCCGCGUACAAGCCGAUGGGCCCAGGGCGGGACUGCACCCUCGACGCGGCGGCGAAGGAAAAAGGAUGGAACAAACACACCGUCCGGUUCGCGUGGGUCGACGAAAACAUCGGUUGGUCGAACGAGUCACCCGCGCGCGAGUCACCGGGAGUGAGUGCUGCGCUGGGGGAGACGACUCUCGUCGCGAUGCGUAAGAAGGCGCUCGCGGAGUCCGCGCGGGUCGGUCUGGCGAGGGCGGGACGAAAGCCGCUGACGGUGAGAGAGGUGAGGGACGUCUCCUCCGUCGUCACCGUGGGCGUCGAGUACCCGCGGUGA
This is a messenger RNA of Micromonas commoda, 1200 nucleotides long. RefSeq lists its product with no specific name. The coding region runs from base 1 to 1200 and encodes 399 amino acids. The transcript has a single exon. NCBI's taxonomy places the organism in Eukaryota, Viridiplantae, Chlorophyta, Mamiellophyceae, Mamiellales, Mamiellaceae. The record is from RefSeq and is a predicted model, not a curated record.